AUGGUUCGCUUGGAAGAAGUUCCCGACGAGGAGAUCCUCCGACAGCAGCGAGCUUCUGAUGCUGCUGCCGCCGCUGCCGCAGCCGACGAAGAUGACUGGGAGGAGGACGACGGAUCAGAUGCCGAGUCUGACUUCUCCGACGACUCGGACGUCUCCGAACGAGGCAUCGCCCUCCGCGAAGAGUCCGUCUGGGAGCGACUCUCCGCGCUCCGCGACAUCAUCCCUCCCAGCACACGUCGUUCGAUCGCAUCCACGUUCAACACCACCACAUCAUACGCCUUCACCGGUCCAACGAAGAAGGAAAAUGACGCCGAGUGGAGAGCAGCUGUCAAAAGUGAGCACGAGCCAGAUUUAACGCCGACAUCCUUCCGAUUGUUACUUGUUUCUUCUCCAUCAUCUACUGCUUCGAAGCGACAACCACCAGGACGACGAUGGACCGUCAUAGACCUUCAUGAGAUCCGAUUGGAAAUAGCGCUGUACUGCGCUGUCCGCUAUACGACUGCAGUGACUCGCUUUCGCAGGAUCCAGUCCGGUGGCUUUGCAAGCAUGCCAGUCUGCAUCCACUGUGCCACGCCCAUCGAUUCGCUGUACAUGCGAUACGGGAAAGACCACAUCGUCCUCUCACCCUGCACUUCUUCCAUCUGCUCAUCUACAUCCACCUCCACCGCUUCGACCUCCCCUGCCGCCGGCUCCCAAUCACCCGUCGUCCUCGCCGACGAGUACCUCGAACACGAUCUACCCAUCGUCAUCAUCGACCUCAUCCUCGCAAAGCCCCAAGCCUAUCGUCACCUCCUCUUCAAUCGUUCCACCAUCUUCACCCCCACCAGCAACGAUGCUCUCCAGAAGAAACACUUGCGAUUUGCGGGGAGGAGGAACGCCACCGCCGAUGCGCGCUGA
Molecule: messenger RNA, 897 nt
Organism: Pseudozyma hubeiensis SY62
Lineage: Eukaryota; Fungi; Basidiomycota; Ustilaginomycetes; Ustilaginales; Ustilaginaceae
Product: mitochondrial import receptor subunit tom22
Exons: 4
Coding region: 1-897 (298 amino acids)
Biological process (GO): intracellular sterol transport; sterol metabolic process; regulation of plasma membrane sterol distribution
Cellular component (GO): mitochondrial outer membrane; cortical endoplasmic reticulum; Golgi apparatus
Source: RefSeq, a predicted model, not a curated record